ACCAUCAAAGUAGCCUUUUAUUAAAUUAUCAUAUUCAUACAAUUUAUUAUUCUUUUUCAAAUAUGAAAUUGGCUAAUAAGAACUUGUACAGCAUUUUCAAAGAUGCUGGUCUCGACCUGGCAGCUCUUACAUUCCGUCGCCAAGUGGAAAUUAUUACGGUGUAUCUUACCUGGAUACACCUUCUAAUAUAUACAUGGCAGGUGACUUUCUAUUGUGUGGAUGGCAUAAUGUCCUUCUUUCAUACUAUAAUGUUUUGGAUUGGUUUAUUGAUUGUCGGCCAGCGUGAAUUUGGUGAGCCACUUGAUGGGGAUGCUAAAGGAGUCACAGAUGUUACUGCUGACUAUAUAUCCCAACUGGCUGAAGGUCAAGUUAUUACGCCCUACGAUUUUAACUAUAUUCUGAGGGAAUUCACUCGCCCAAAUAAUCUGCAGAACUACCAAUUGCAUUCACACCAAAUAAGUCUGGUCCUCGAUUGAGCCUGGCCGAAUCCAAGAAGUUGAGGAGGCUGCCAGGAGUUGCCUUUUUAAAAUAUAUUUUUUUAUUUAAAUU
Drosophila serrata is the source of this 549-nucleotide messenger RNA. RefSeq lists its product as uncharacterized. The record is from RefSeq and is a predicted model, not a curated record. Lineage: Eukaryota; Metazoa; Arthropoda; Insecta; Diptera; Drosophilidae.